AUGGAGAAUUACCAGAAAAUUGAGAAAGUUGGCGAAGGAGCAUACGGUGUCGUUUACAAGGCUCGAGAGUUGAACUAUCCCAACCGCAUCGUUGCUCUAAAGAAGGUCCGACUCGAAGCCGAAGAUGAUGGCGUCCCUAGUACAGCCAUUCGAGAGAUCUCCCUUCUCAAAGAAAUGAAGGACCCGAAUGUUGUCCAGUUGUUGAAUAUUGUACAUUCCGAUAGUCUGAACCUCUAUCUCGUCAUGGAGUUCUUGGACUUGGACCUGAAGAAAUAUAUGGACGCCCUGCCUAUUAGCGAAGGUGGCCGGGGAAAACCUCUACCGAAUGGAUCGAGAAUAAGCCUCGGUUUAGAUAAAGCGAUGGUGAGAAAGUUCAUGGCACAACUGCUUGAGGGUGUCCGCUAUUGCCACAGUCAUCGUAUCCUACAUCGUGAUUUAAAGCCGCAGAACUUGCUGAUUGACAGGGAGGGUACCCUGAAAUUGGGUGACUUCGGACUGGCUCGGGCUUUCCGUAUUCCGCUGAGGAGGUAUACCCAUGAGGUUGUGACCCUAUGGUAUCGUUCCCCGGAAAUUCUCCUUGGUAGUCCCCGGUAUUCCACCGGCGUCGAUAUGUGGUCUGUGGGGGCUAUUUUUGCUGAGAUGUGUACUCGCAAGCCCCUCUUCCCUGCUGACUCGGAGAUUGAGGAAAUCUUCAUGAUAUUUCGCCUCCUUGGCACCCCUGACGAAGAGAGUUGGCCCGGUGUCACUGCGCUUCCCGACUACAAAAGCACGUUUCCUCAAUGGAAGCGGUCUGGCGCCCCUCUGGUACCCGGCCUGGAUAGUGCUGGCUGCGAGCUACUCGAGGCUCUUCUCCAGUACGACCCCGUGAAAAGGCUUUCCGCAAAGCAGGCGUGCCUCCAUCCUUACUUUCGCAAGGGGAGUUCGUACUACUCUGGACGCGCCCACUGA
Messenger RNA from Penicillium expansum, 948 nucleotides. RefSeq names its product cyclin-dependent kinase. The transcript is spliced from 4 exons. Gene Ontology annotation, biological process: regulation of G2/M transition of mitotic cell cycle; protein phosphorylation; signal transduction. NCBI's taxonomy places the organism in Eukaryota, Fungi, Ascomycota, Eurotiomycetes, Eurotiales, Aspergillaceae. Bases 1 to 948 code for a protein of 315 amino acids. The record is from RefSeq and is a predicted model, not a curated record. Gene Ontology annotation, molecular function: cyclin-dependent protein serine/threonine kinase activity; ATP binding; cyclin binding. Gene Ontology annotation, cellular component: cytoplasm; cyclin-dependent protein kinase holoenzyme complex; nucleus.